AUGGAGUCGUGGAAGUCGAAGUCGCUGGAGCACAUUAACAUACAGUUCAGAAACAUAAUGGAGGACAUGGGGAUAGAUGAGGAAAAGCAGCAUAAGCUGGCAGCAAAGCUGAAUCUUUCGAAAAAGAUCAAGACGAUCACCUCUAUGCAGACGAUGGACGAGAGGAAGAGAAAGAUUAAGGAGUAUGUUGUUAAGCUUAGCGACAGAAACAGUGUAUUGAAUUUAUUGAGCUUGUCCUGCUCUCUUGAAAGCGGGCCAAAUGUCUUGUAUGAGAUAUUUACAGCCGAAGGAGGGCACGAUGUGCUUGUGAGGUGCAUGAGGAGGAUGGACGAUGAGUUCAGCGAUGCGAUCUGCGACACUCUGAGCAUGAUACUGUCGAAGUAUGGAAACUACUUUCCCCCGUUUCUGAGGCCAUUGCUCGAUAGAUUUAUCUGUGGGAAGAUUCAGGAUACAAAGGCGUUUUUCAAGAUACUUGAGUUUUUGGUGAAUGAGGGAAAAGCCGAGGAGCUAUUUUACAGCAUUGAUUUCAACAGAUGCAUAUGCAACACGUAUUUAUCCAGAAUAAUUGAGCAUGUGAUGAGAAUUCCGCGAGUUGUUGAUGAGCUGAACUUUCUCGUUCCACUAUUGAGGUCUGCUAAGUCUGUGCAUGUGAAGUAUAUUCUUUUUGUUUCAGGAUUCCAUCAGCUAGAGCAAAGGGUUGUGUGCCGAGAGAUUUAUGAUGAGAUUGCGAAGGAGAUCCGAUGCAGCAUGGCAGGCGACUUUCGUAAGGACAGAAUAGAGGAGGUGCUGAGGAUAGCCGAGAUUCAAGGCCUCCUGGAUGUUGUGUGCUGUGUUGCAGAGGCGUUUGUGUUUGGAGGCAGAGAGGCGUUUAAGAAUGUUGAAGUACGGAGUCAAGAGCCGGCGAAGUGUGUGCUUGAAGAGAAGGCUAAAGAGCAGUGCAUAGAUGGUGAUGAAGGUGCAGCAGUGGAGCUAGUGAAAGCAAAGCCCAAGAAGAUAAUCAAGAAGGUGGUGAAGAGUGCAAUGCCUAGUAAGAAAUACAUGCCUGUGAAAUGGAAGAAGAUAGGGAAGGGAAACAGUCUGUGGAGUAAGAUAAGCAUGAGGGAGAUUGAAGGGCUUUUCAGUGCAAAUGAUUUUGAAGUAUUUGAGGUGAAGGAGGAGAAGCCUAAAGCAAGCAGUGUAAGAUUGGAUAGCAAGAGGCCGAGUGUGUUUUCUGAGAAGAAGAGCUAUGCAAUAAACAUUGCGCUUGGAAGGGUAAAGGUAAGCAAUUACGAGCUUAAGCAGGCGAUUAUUGAGAUGCGAGAUGAUUUUGAUGAGAAUCUUGUGAAGCAGCUUCUGUUCUAUUUUCCUACGGAUGAGGAGGUUGAGCAGUUACAGGCGGUGGAUCAUUUGUUUGGGCGUGGAGAAGAGUUUUUCAAAGAAUGCAUUGAUGAGAUUGAGAUGAUGAAGAGAUGCCUGUAUUAUUUAUACUUUGCAAUAUCGUUUAAGGAUCAGUGCCUGAUGCACACGUUGAAUGUUCUUAGAGAGUAUUAUGGAGUGUUAUUGCGAAGUAAUGAGCUGCGAAGGUUUUUAGGGGUUGCGCUUGCAGUAGGAAACUACCUGAACAUGGGGAGUUUUCUAGGGAAUGCCGAAGGAUUUACCAUGGACUCGAUUCCAACGAUUCUUGAAGCGAAGAACAAUGAAGCAAGUCUUAUUAGGUUUAUUGAGAGAAGGAUUGAUGUGCGAAGGCUGGUGAGUGAGCUAUGCAUUGUGUAUGAAGCAAGCAAGAUGAAUUUUGAGGCGUUGUGUGUAGAAAUUGAUGAGUUAAAGAAGAACUAUAUCAAUGCAAACGGAUCAUCUUUUGUAAGGAUACAGGAGAAGAUGGAUGAGAUUCAGCCAAGAUACGACACGGUGUGCCUGAUGUAUGAGGAUGUAGUGCGGCUGCACAGAGAGUGCGGAGAGUAUUUUGGGGAGUCUGUGGACGAUGAGUUUAACAGCCGGAUGAUUCUUUUUUUGGACAGGCUUUCGCACGACUUGCAUGAAUGA
Messenger RNA from Ordospora pajunii, 2022 nucleotides. Its product is annotated as formin 2 domain-containing protein. The coding region runs from base 1 to 2022 and encodes 673 amino acids. Lineage: Eukaryota; Fungi; Microsporidia; Ordosporidae. The transcript has a single exon. The record is from RefSeq and is a predicted model, not a curated record.